AUGGUCUUCGCGCGACUCACGCCACAGGACAAGGACGCGUUCUUCUCGCUGCUGGACGAGUACUUCGCAUCUCGUCCGGAGCUGUUUGGAAAUGGAGGGAGUGGGAUGACGAACGGGCAGAGAGCGGCAGCAGCGUCCGCGGUGCACCAGGCGUUUUCUGCGGCCCCCGCACUGGCAGUGGCUGCCCCGGCAGUGAACGGGUGGAGGAGGCCGCAGCAAUCUGCAACAACCGAUUCGCCCGCAGAGGAGAGUACGCCUGUGGCCGGACGGGUGGCGGCUGCGGCGGCCGCGUUGAGGGCAGCGAACGGCGGUCCGGCUGCGGCGACUCCCAACCAGAACGGAUUCCCAAGGCCGCCGCCGCGGAGGGCUCCGAGCAGCUCUGAGGAGUCUGCCACGCUGGGGUCGGAAGCAAAUAAGCUUGUAGCAAGCAGGAAAUUCGGCGAUGUGGACUUGAGCUCGGGCAAGAAUAUGUUCUCGUCUAUCCGAGGCUCGACCGCCGCCAAGCACGCAGGCCCUGCGCAAGUCGCGCCUCCCACACCGCCCGCCUUCAAGCGUAACACGGAGUUCGCGCCGCCUCCCAGGCGCGUGCCUUCUACCGGGUCGUCUGUUACCGCUGCGUCCCCCACUCCGCCUCCGGCACUACCGAGAAGACAGCCUACACAAGAGGAGAGCGGAGAAUGGGCGGAGGCAUUGUAUCCAUAUGAGAGCGAUGAUCCGGGCGACUUGCCCUUGGAGGAAGGUGUCCGUGUGCUCGUGGUUGAAAAGACCUCCGAUGACUGGUGGACUGGAGAGAUUGACGGGCGCCGGGGUCUCAUCCCUGCUGCAUAUGUCAAGGUACUGUAG
Messenger RNA from Dichomitus squalens LYAD-421 SS1, 843 nucleotides. RefSeq names its product SH3-domain-containing protein. Gene Ontology annotation, molecular function: protein binding. The record is from RefSeq and is a predicted model, not a curated record. Bases 1 to 843 code for a protein of 280 amino acids. Lineage: Eukaryota; Fungi; Basidiomycota; Agaricomycetes; Polyporales; Polyporaceae. The transcript has 6 exons.